Kluyveromyces lactis is the source of this 1878-nucleotide messenger RNA. RefSeq names its product protein serine/threonine kinase activating protein DBF4 (gene DBF4). The record is from RefSeq and is a predicted model, not a curated record. The transcript has a single exon. Gene Ontology annotation, cellular component: Dbf4-dependent protein kinase complex; nucleus. NCBI's taxonomy places the organism in Eukaryota, Fungi, Ascomycota, Saccharomycetes, Saccharomycetales, Saccharomycetaceae. Gene Ontology annotation, molecular function: nucleic acid binding; protein serine/threonine kinase activator activity; zinc ion binding. The coding region runs from base 1 to 1878 and encodes 625 amino acids. Gene Ontology annotation, biological process: regulation of cell cycle phase transition; positive regulation of nuclear cell cycle DNA replication.
AUGGCAAAAAAUACACGGUCUCCUUUGAAGGAGAGUAACCCUAACACCAUGGGUAAUCACAUACAUAAUCCGAAGAAGCGGUCACUUGAUUUAUUAGAAUUGGAACAGUCGAACCGACAGAAACAGAGAACACUGAGGACCAUAGAGGGAGCCAUUGCACAUGCACCAAACGCAUUACUGAAAACUGUUCAAGGCGGAACUACAAACACAUUUAAUAUCAAUGCUACUGGUGUUAAAUCAGGAGCACAUGUUGGAGUUAAUGACCCUGUGGCAGCUUCUGUUUCUGCUUCAGUGUCAGCGGGCGGUUCAAUGAUGCGCAACAGUAAUGAACACGGAAUAAUCGGCGGUAACGGAUCGCCUGCAAUUGCUAACGCUAAGGCCCAGACGCAGCGUUUGAGUAAUAAGGAAUUGAUAGACUGGCAGAAUAACUGGAAGAAGAUCAUGAAACGCGAUACUUUUAUAUAUUUCGAUUGUCCUGAGGUAGCUAAUGACAAUCGUAAGGAUGUACUGCGUCGAGCAUUCUCUACUUUGGGUGCGAAGGUAAAACAAUUCUUUGAUCAUGAAGUAACAAUUGUAAUAACCUCGAGAAAGAUAACGAAUUACUCUCAAUUACCAGAUACAGAUAUACUUCAAAGGGCUCAUAAGCGCGGAUAUAUGAAAAUAUGGACCUUAGAGAAGGCCGCUAGGUUUUUGACGAAUAUGGAUGUUGACUUGAAAGAAAUGGAACGCGACAGUAUUAGUGGGAAAAGCAUUCCAGCGUCCAAUUUACUGAAUUUAUUAGAAAGUGAAAAGCUCUUUGGUAGUAAUGAGAGAGAUCCAAAAACUAAAAGAGACGAUUUGCAUUACUUCAAGCAUCCACACGUAUACUUGUACGAUUUAGCACAGAUAAAUGCACCAUUGAUCACAUUAGAAUGGAAAGCUCAAGAUAUCAAUAAUAAGAAGAAACAUAUAUAUCCAACCAUCAAGCCUGGAUCGUUUGGAAGAUGUCCAUUCCAAGGAGACGAAACUGCAGAUGAAUUGCAACCACGCAGGAUAAUCAAACGAUACAAGAGAGAUAAAGCUAAUGAGUCGUAUGCUAUGAAGCUAAGGCUCCUAUACCAGACAAGUGCAGAACCAGCCACAUUGUCCUCUUCUGAAACUAGUGAUUAUGAAGGUGACGAUGCAAUAUUAUCAUUCCCUGAUCCUUCUUCAAAAGAACCUAUCAUACUUCCGUACCAGAACGUUUACAAUAAUUCUGGAGCUCAAUAUAAUAAGUUGGUGAACUCAAUGUCCAGAUUCAAACAGCCAAAACUACCAAGAGGGGAUACGUUUGAUGAUGAUGAAUUACCAUAUGGGAAUGGUACUGGCACCAUAGGUGGAACAGGUAGUUACAAGAACAAAUUUCAACAGGAGAUUCGGGCCAGUGGUGUACAAUCAGUUGAUGCCAACAGUAAUGGCAACGCUACAGUUGGUAAUGGAUUAGAGCCUGCUAAGGCCUCUAAUUUAAAUAAAGAUCUUCUCUCAUUGAAAAAAAUGGUUAUCGAAAGAAAAUCACUACUCAGUGCCAGUACUACUUCCACUUCCGCUAAUACUGUCGGAUCCGUUAAUUCUGGCAAACUUCACAAUCACAAUAUUGCAGCAUCUGGUGUAAAUCAAACAAAUCCGACUUCUACGGUAAGCAAACAGCAACUACCCGCAUUAACACCACAACGUUUACACCAGCCAAUUGGUAGGCAAACUGCUGGAUAUUGUGAAAAUUGUAAAGUCAAAUACGACUCUUUAGAAGCGCAUGUUAGCACUGAGAGGCAUAUAGCAUUUGCAAGUAAGGAUGAACACUUCCAAGGCGUUGAUUCUAUGAUACAGUGCGUUCAGCAAUUCAGAGAUAUUAAUUCUGCAUAG